AUGAAGGAAAUGUUCGCCCAGUUUGUGGAGAAUAUCAAGAGUGAGAUGCAGGGAAUGAUGCAGGAAAUUAAUAAUGAAAUAAGCAAGCUGAAAAGAGAACUGACAGCAGCAAAAGAGGAGAUUAGAGCCUUCAAAGAGAACAGUGUUGGUGCUGAGAAUCAUCCAGGAGGAAGGCCUUCCAGUGGCCUAGUGCCUCCCAGUGGCCUAGUGCCUCCCAGUGGCCUAGUGCCUCCCAGUGGCCUAGUGCCUCCCAGUGGCCUAGUGCCUCCCAGUGGCCUAGUGCCGCCCAGCGGCCUAGUGCCUCCCAGUGGCCUAGUGCCGCCCAGCGGCCUAGUGCCUCCCAGCGGCCUGGUGCCUCCCAGCGGCCUGGUGCCUCCCAGCGGCCUGGUGCCUCCCAGCGGCCUGGUGCCUCCCAGCGGCCUGGUGCCUCCCAGCGACCUAGUGCCUCCCAGCGGCCUGGUGCCUCCCAGCGGCCUGGUGCCUCCCAGCGGCCUGGUGCCUCCCAGCGACCUGGUGCCUCCCAGCGGCCUGGUGCCUCCCAGCGACCUAGUGCCUCCCAGCGGCCUGGUGCCUCCCAGCGACCUAGUGCCUACCAGCGGCCUGGUGCCUCCCAGCGGCCUGGUGCCUCCCAGCGACCUAGUGCCUCCCAGCGGCCUGGUGCCUCCCAGCGGCCGGGUGCCUCCCAGCGACCUAGUGCCUCCCAGCGGCCUGGUGCCUCCCAGCGACCUAGUGCCUCCCAGCGGCCUGGUGCCUCCCAGCGGCCUGGUGCCUCCCAGCGACCUAGUGCCUCCCAGCGGCCUGGUGCCUCCCAGCGGCCUGGUGCCUCCCAGCGACCUAGUGCGUCCCAGCGGCCUGGUGCCUCCCAGCGGCCUGGUGCCCCUCAGCGACCUAGUGCCUCCCAGCGGCCUGGUGCCUCCCAGCGGCGUGGUGCCUCCCAGCGACCUAGUGCCUCCCAGCGGCCUGGUGCCUCCCAGCGACCUAGUGCCUCCCAGCGGCCUGGUGCCUCCCAGCGGCCUGGUGCCUCCCAGCGACCUGGUGCCUCCCAGCGGCCCGGUGCCUCCCAGCGACCUAGUGCCUCCCAGCGGCCUGGUUCCUCCCAGCGGCCUGGUGCCUCCCAGCGACCUGGUGCCUCCCAGCGGCCUGGUGCCUCCCAGCGACCUGGUGCCUCCCAGCGGCCUGGUGCCUCCCAGCGGCCUAGUGCCUCCCAGCGGCCUGGUGCCUCCCAGCGGCCUGGUGCCUCCCAGCGGCCUGGUGCCUCCCAGCUGUGUAGUGCCUCCCAGCUGUGUAGUGCCUCCCAGCUGUGUAGUGCCUCCCAGCGGCCUGGUGCCUCCCAGCGGCCUGGUGCCUCCCAGCGCCCUAGUGCCUCCCAGCGGCCUGGUGCCUCCCAGCGGCCUGGUGCCUCCCAGCGGCCUGGUCCCUCCCAGCGGCCUGGUGCCUCCCAGCGGCCUGGUGCCUCCCAGCGGCCUAGUGCCUCCCAGCGGCCUGGUGCCUCCCAGCGGCCUGGUGCCUCCCAGCGACCUGGUGCCUCCCAGCGGCCCGGUGCCUCCCAGCGACCUAGUGCCUCCCAGCGGCCUGGUUCCUCCCAGCGGCCUGGUGCCUCCCAGCGUCCUGGUGCCUCCCAGCGGCCUGGUGCCUCCCAGCGACCUGGUGCCUCCCAGCGGCCUGGUGCCUCCCAGCGGCCUAGUGCCUCCCAGCGGCCUAGUGCCUCCCAGCGGCCUGGUGCCUCCCAGCGGCCUGGUGCCUCCCAGCUGUGUAGUGCCUCCCAGCUGUGUAGUGCCUCCCAGCUGUGUAGUGCCUCCCAGCGGCCUGGUGCCUCCCAGCGGCCUGGUGCCUCCCAGCGCCCUAGUGCCUCCCAGCGGCCUGGUGCCUCCCAGCGGCCUGGUGCCUCCCAGCGGCCUGGUCCCUCCCAGCGGCCUGGUGCCUCCCAGCGGCCUGGUGCCUCCCAGCGGCCUAGUGCCUCCCAGCGGCCUGGUGCCUCCCAGCGGCCUGGUGCCUCCCAGCGGCCUGGUGCCUCCCAGCUGUGUAGUGCCUCCCAGCUGUGUAGUGCCUCCCAGCGGCCUAGUGCCUCCCAGCUUUGUAGUGCCUCCCAGCGGCCUGGUGCCUCCCAGCGGCCUGGUGCCUCCCAGCUGUGUAGUGCCUCCCAGCGGCCUGGUGCCUCCCAGCGACCUAGUGCCUCCCAGCGGCCUGGUGCCUCCCAGCGGCCUGGUGCCUCCCAGCGGCCUGGUGCCUCACAGCUGUGUAGUGCCUCCCAGCGGCCUGGUGCCUCCCAGCGGCCUGUUGCCUCCCAGUGACCUGGUGCCUCCCAGCGGCCUGGUGCCUCCCAGCGGCCUGGUGCCUCCCGGCGACCUAGUGCCUCCCAGCGGCCUGGUGCCUCCCAGCGGCCUGGUGCCUCCCAGCGGCCUGGUGCCUCCCAGCGGCCUGGUGCCUCCCAGCGGCCUGGUGCCUCCCAGCGGCCUGGUGCCUCCCAGCGGCCUGGUGCCUUCCAGCGGACUAGUGCCUCCCAGCGGCCUGGUGCCUCCCUGCGGCCUGGUGCCUCCCAGCGUCCUGGUGCCUCCCAGCUGUGUAGUGCCUCCCAGCGGCCUGGUGCCUCCCAGCGGCCUGGUGCCUCCCAGCGGCCUGGUGCCUCCCAGCGGCCUGGUGCUUCCCAGCGGCCUAGUGCCUCCCAGCGACCUAGUGCCUCCCAGCGGCCUAGUGCCUCCCAGCGGCCUAGUGCCUCCCAGCGACCUAGUGCCUCCCAGCGACCUAGUGCCUCCCAGCGGCCUAGUGCCUCCCAGCGACCUAGUGCCUCCCAGCGACCUAGUGCCUCCCAGCGACCUAGUGCCUCCCAGCGGCCUAGUGCCUCCCAGCGGCCUAGUGCCUCCCUGCGACCUAGUGCCUCCCAGUGACCUAGUGCCUCCCAGCGGCCUAGUGCCUUCCAGCGGCCUGGUGCCUCCCAGCGGCCUAGUGCCUCCCAGCGGCUUGGUGCCUCCCAGCGGCCUGGUGCCUCACAGCGGCCUGGUGCCUCCCAGCGGCCUGGUGCCUCCCAGCGGCCUGGUGCCUCACAGCGGCCUGGUGCCUCCCAGCGGCCUAGUGCCUCCCAGCUGUGUAGUGCCUCCCAGCGGCCUAGUGCCUCCCAGCGGCCUGGUGCCUCCCAGCGGCCUGGUGCCUCCCAGCGGCCUGGUGCCUCACAGCGGCCUGGUGCCUCCCAGCGGCCUUGUGCCUCCCAGCGGCCUGGUGCCUCACAGCGGCCUGGUGCCUCCCAGCGGCCUGGUGCCUCCCAGCGGCCCGGUGCCUCCCAGCGGCCUGGUGCCUCCCAGCGGCCUGGUGCCUCCCAGCGGCCCGGUGCCUCCCAGCGGCCUGGUGCCUCCCAGCGGCCUGGUGCCUCCCAGCGGGGUAGCUAAAUAA
This is a messenger RNA of Procambarus clarkii (red swamp crayfish), 3384 nucleotides long. Its product is annotated as collagen alpha-2(I) chain-like. NCBI's taxonomy places the organism in Eukaryota, Metazoa, Arthropoda, Malacostraca, Decapoda, Cambaridae. The record is from RefSeq and is a predicted model, not a curated record.